Messenger RNA from Micromonas commoda, 486 nucleotides. RefSeq lists its product with no specific name. The transcript has a single exon. Lineage: Eukaryota; Viridiplantae; Chlorophyta; Mamiellophyceae; Mamiellales; Mamiellaceae. The record is from RefSeq and is a predicted model, not a curated record. Bases 1 to 486 code for a protein of 161 amino acids.
AUGGCGGUCGACCUCUUCAAGAUUGGCCUCUACCUCAACGCCCUCGAGGCGGUGUUCGCCAUUCAGUUUUGGGCCGUUGCCGUCCCUCAGCUGAGCUUCAUCCCGCUAAUUCCUCCGGUCACCGAUUUGACUUGGCUCCCUUCCGUCGCAUCCUCGGACGGCGGAAGGGCGCUCAUCGCGUGGUACGGCGCCGUCCACUUCGGCAACGGCCUCGCGAGUAUCCUCAUCCUCAAGAACGAGGGCGGAAAGGCUCCAAAGUGGUACGCGCUUUCCUUCGGGCUGGCGCAGCUCCUCAUCGCCGUCUUCUGCGCAAUUGAACCCAUGAAGAAUGCGACUGGCGUGUUCCCGAUUGGCUCGCUCUUCCACGGCGCCGCCGGCGUCGCACUCCUCUCCCCGAUCUGGCGACCCCUCCUCGACAAGGCCACCGGCGCCCCCGUGAAGACCAGAAGCGGCCGCAAGUCCAGGACACCCAAGAGGUACCAGUGA